UGUCGGGACGGGUAACCGAGGCGCUUCUCGUUUCACGGUUAACCUCUAGGAAUUCACAUCGGAAUUCAAAUCGGAGUCGCGAUAGCGGCUGUAAAGUCGAGACGCCCGUGUUUGUUAGUUUCUAAUCUACGUGAAUUCACUAUGCAUUUCGCGAUAUAGUGGGAAUUAGAAAAUCAAAUAAAUUUACUGAAACACCCGCGGUCUCAUUGGACGACACUUUUCGGCGAACUAAUUAGUUUUAUAAUUUUCGCUAUGUAUGCCCACGAUAUUUUCCUCUUCUCUUUUUCCCCCCCUCUCUGAUCCCUAAUGUUCUAAUUUGUCUUCCAGGUUUUAACACGUUUCCUUUCGGCGAACUCGAUACGUAUAUAACGUAUUUGCUUAGCGUUCAGUGUUCCAACCGCUGUCCUUAAUCAUUCGACUUCAUUCGUGAGAGAGUAGUAAUUAAUUGAAUGAAUUUACGUAGGAACAGAGAUCGAUUGAGCAAAAGAAAUGCUUCGUUCUUUCCGACGCCGGAACAUGUACAUGCUUCGUUACCUCAACGAGUUUCGUGCGUUCAACGAGGCGUCGUCCUUCGUACAAUGAUCCAAAAUGAGACUCGCGCGUUUCUUAGAAGCGCCGAUCUUGAAACCGUGAAAAAAAGGAUACGAUUAAUAAUACGCCCUGGAAAGUGUAAAUCAGCGGUCGCUCCUGGCAAACGUAAUGGAAAGAUAAAAUGUCUUCAAGCUGUGCACGUUCGGAAACACCGCUUGAAAAAAUGGAUCAGGACCAUAGAUCAAACGCCACAUUCAAGCGUAUUAGAUCUCUUGGAUUCACAUUGGUCAGAUUACCUCUUCCUAUCCACAGUACUUGCGCGACAAUCAGUAACAAUUACGAUGCAUCCAAAACCGAAGGUGCUGUCCCGUCCGAAGAAAACGUUACGACGCAGGAGGUCGAGUCGCAUGAGACGACUCGUUUGACACGGGACAUUUCGUCGUCUCUUAGUGCCUGUCCGGACAGUCGAUCCUCUCCAUGCAAGGAGAAUGAUUGUUCCACGUGUAAUUGUAGUAUAAUGAACUGGCGAAAUGAGGAUACCGCGCGGAACAGUGAUGCCAGGAGGCAUUCAUGCUCGACGGGCGCAGAAUCGACGAGGAAACACGAUUUCGAUGGCGUGUAUCUACCACUCGGAUCGAGGACAAACUGUUUAGAGAGCAAGGGAUGGGCAAUCUUUUUCCUUCUCAUCAGCUACUUGUUGUGUACGACACUAUGUACAGCCAUGAACGACUGCGCGGCCGGAUUGAUAACGGCAGGAAAGACUUGGCCGCGAGGCGACAUUGUUAUCCAACGAGGUAAUCCGCUGAGGAUAUACUGUAUGUUAAAUCAAACGUACGUAGACCUUCAUCUGCCGGGUAAAAACUCUUCGGAUCUCGCGUUCUUCCGCAACAAAAGGAAAUUAGGCCGACACUUCGUCAGUAUAGUCAAUGAAACAACGAUAGUCUUGAACAUCCAGGAGCCACCACCCUCCGAUAACAUGUACUAUUGUAAAUUGAGAUUAGGCGAGUAUGGAGAAACGAAUAGAGCUUACGAAGCAGUUUGCCUCAAUAAGGUUGUAGUUGGAGAUGGACCACCGAAACCGGUAAACUUCACUUGCGUAUCCUAUAAUUGGGAAAAUAUGACUUGCUCGUGGGUACCGGAGAAAAAUUUUCUCCAUACAACGUUCACACUAAUGUUCAGAUUGCCUGGUAGAACAGGCGGACGAAAACUGUUUCCUUGCCCGAAAGAAUUCCCAAAACCACUGCCGGAGCACACAUGCGUGUGGGAUGCAACCACCAAUCCGAUUUACAGGCAGCCAUAUGAAACGUAUACGUUCUACUUGAACGUGCAUAAUUUCUUAGGAAACGCCACCUAUACGUACAAAAUUAACCAUUACGCUAACGUUAUCCCGGCGCAACCCGAUGGUCUGAGAGUGGGUAAUAAAACGCUGGACAGUGUGAUGUUACACUGGAACGUUCCUUUCCCAAUGCAAACCUUCCCACCCGGUUUACAUCACAGAAUUAUGUAUGAGAAUCAGUGGGACCGUGAAAAAAGUUGGAAGGUUAUCAAUAUUACAUAUGAGCCUCGUGUAUCCAAGAGAUCUUAUAACCUCAGCGAUUUAGAGUACGCUAAUACCGUGUACGAUGUCCGCGUUUUUAUGAAGAGCGCAGUGGCCAAUGACAACAUGUGGAGCAAAUUCAGCCACGUUACAUUCAGGACAUUACCAAGAUUGCCCGGUUCUCCGCCGCGAACUGAUAUCGGUAGCUUCGAGAUUGCGGAGAAUAAUGCCAACAGGGACAUAUAUCUCUACUGGCAAGCGAUACCUGAAUACCGAGAAAACGGCAACAAUUUCAAAUAUCAGAUCGUUCGCGUGGAGGAAAGCGGUCGUGUGAUAGACAACAUUCAAAUAUUCAAGCCGAGCGAGACAACGAGAACUUACGCUAAAUUCAAGGGAAUCAGCUUCAACAGUUACGCAUUCGAGAUCGUCUCGACGAACGAAAUCGGCGCCAACGAAAAGCGUGCGAAAAUAUUCGUACCGAGCAAACGUGAGAUGCCACCUGAACCGGUAGCCUUUACGAAAAUUGCUUUUGAGGGAGGAUUGUACGAAUUGUCUUGGAAGCCGCCACUCGAAAACAAGGACAUCACGAAUUACACGAUAUUCUGGUGCGAUAACGAGCGCGAUCGGCCUUACCAGUGCACAGGUUACCUAGACUGGGUGCAAGUAUCCAAAGACACUACGAUCUACAACAUGACCGUGCCAAAUCCAGACAAGGUAUACCAAUUCGCGAUUUCAGCGAACACCGCGAAGGGUAGCAGCGGCAUGAUAUGGGCAUCAUGUACAGUCAUCCACAAUAAAGUAGUCGGUAAAAUGAAAUCCGUAUGGAUCAACCGUAUCGGCUCGGACUUUAUUGAGGUUGGUUGGAAACUCGACUGCUCGGAUCGCAUCGGAAUCGUCGAGGGAUUCAACAUUUACUAUUGUCCGAUCCUGUCACCGUUCAAUCUCAAUUGCAAGGGACCCAAGCUGAACAGGACUAUCAAGGCAGACCCACGUAUGAUACACGGCAUCGUGGACAAUCUGAUGCCCUAUACCACCUACAUGUUGGCGGUCGCGGUGUUGACCAAGAGCGGUGAGGGGCUUCACAGCGAUCCUCUGUACAACACGACCCUUGAGGCGGCACCCACCACCUCUCCAAUGGACGUGAAAAUCACCAACGUGACCAACACGACGAUGUUUAUCACAUGGAAAUCACCGGCAGCGAUGAACGGCGUGUUGCGAUACUACGAGAUCUAUUAUAAUGACCAGGCGAAAAAGGCCGAGGAGAACACUCACGUCGAGUUGACGAACUUGGCUCCGUACCAGAGGUACAACAUCAGCGUCGCUGCCUGCACCGUCGCGUGCAGUGCAAAGUCGCCAGUGGAGGUUCAGUAUACCCACAUCGGCGUGCCCGGCAAGAGCAACGUGCCCACCGUCCGUUUCAUGAACUCCAGCCAGGUGCUCGUCACAUGGGAGACGCCGCAGAACGCCGCCGGCCCCGUAGACCACAUGUAUUACGAGAUCGAAACUAACGACGGCGAAAUUCGGAACACUACUUCGCUAAAGAUCCAGUUGCCCAUUCCCGACUGCAAGGUUGGUCGGGAGGGGCAGUACAGGUUCCGGGUCAGAGCCGUAAAUGUCGCAAACGGCGUGCAUUUAAAAGGGCCUUGGUCUGAUCCCGGCGAGGGAAAUUGUUACAGUGAUGGACCAUCGUUCAGAGCGAUGAUUUUUAUAUGGCUAGCGAGCGUCCUUGCUGUUAUAUCGUUCUUACUGUUCUCCUUCUACGCCUCUAAGAAACUGUGGUUAAAGUGUCGAGCUAUGCGGGACGUCGAAGUGAAACUUCCACCCGGACUCCAACCAGAUAUGAAACUUCUUCAGAAAGGCAACGAGCAACAUACACGGCAGUCAUCCGCCGAUUCGAGCGGCUGUUCGAGUGGCCAGGAGUCUGUCACCUCUUCGCUCACGGCGGAGUCUCAAGUUUCUAGCGACAGUGGCACGGAGGUAAACCUGGUGUCUCCGGAGAAAGUGUUGGAGGACACCUUAAUUGCUCCAACCACCUGGGAAGCCGGCCAACGUCUUCGACAGAGGAAUAAUACCAGCAUAGCACAGACGGAUGUAGCGAAGACCGCUGGUUCCCAUGAUUGGAACUUGUACAAGGGGAACAAGUCGGGUGAGCCGGUUGAGACAGCGUCGUUGGCACGAUCCACGCCCAAUCUGACUGACAGUAUCGGCUGCACGACGUCGCCGCACACCUGGUCUAGCACUGGUUACAUCAGCAUGCCAUCCUCUGAAGAAUUGUCGAGCAAUCCGAGUCCUGUACCGAGAGAGAACGCGAACAAUGUCGCUAACACCGGCAAUGUCGCUGGCCGCUACUGCGUCAUCGGUGGCAAGCCCGAGGAUGAUAAUGGAAUCAGCGCGAUGUCGGACUCUAAUGACGAAGCGAACGACGCUCUGAUACCAGCCGAACGAGAAACGACGUCCAUGGCAAAUCCAUACGUCAGCUUAGCUUCGCUGGAGCAAAAACAGAAGGAGAAGGAAAAGGAGAAUCAACAGGCGGUUGUCAGCUUGCGCGAUUUAAAUCAGUUGAACUCACUCGUCGACCCCGGCAACAACAAAUUUAAUCUGAACGCAUUGGCACCGGGCUUCACUCUCCCUGAGAACACGACGGCGAGGCAGGAACCAUAUGUCCAGACGGGAUUGAUGAAUGCGUUGCACAAAACGCUCGCCUCAAAUCCAGUUGAGCAGUCUGCGAAGGGUGACGCUCCAAAGUGCGACUCAUUCGCCUCAACAUCGCUCACGGACUCGCGCAGUAAACCGUACGUGUCGUCGUUCAUGGUACUGGGAGCGUCCACUUCGUUACCUGAGGCGAUCUUGAACACGUCGACGAAGCCGAGCGUCGCCACGCCGCAGAUAGCCGAAUUACCGCAAUCUUCGAUCCACGCUGCGGAGAAGAAGGAAUCUCUGCCGCAGAAGGGGGAACCGCACAGCCCCUCACGUAUUCCCGCAUCGAGCGAGAAGUCGCCCAACCCAUCAUACAUAUUCGCGAGCCCUAUACUCCGAAUGCUGCAGAAACAGUAUCAGAAACAACAACGAAAGAAGGAGCAGCAACAGCAGAAGCAGAAGCCGUCGGCGAGUGUGAUGGAGGAGAAGAAGAACGACGAUAAGGACAACGCGUCGUGUCCUGCUUUAUCGUGCGGCGCGGAAUCCGGACGAGAAGCAGCAGCAGCCGCGAGGCUGAAUCCUGCGAGAAUGCCCAUCAUCACGAGACAGAAGUCUGGCUACGUCACCAUCGCCGAGAAUCCGGACGCGCCGUCGGCGACAACCGGCCAGUCGGAUGAGCAGUACAGCAAAAUGACGGUUGCACCAAGUACUGUUCAAUGAAACGAGGAGGGAGACGCGCAUCCGUCGCGUUUCUCUCCUACUCUUCCUUUCCGCGGAAGUGAUUACCAUUACCAUUUGCGUAGGCGGACGAAGUAGGCGCGCGGCGAUAAGAAUAGUUUGUGAGUAGUGUUCGCGCGAGAGACUGAUGUGCGUUCGUCUGAACGGUAAACACGUGUACGCAAACACUCGGGUGCGAAUCGACUGAACGAUAGCUUGGAGCACGAAACCCACUCUUUUAAUAAUUCAGCAAUCGGAAGAAGUCGGAUCCUCCCUGUAAACUCACGCCUGCAACGUUCUCUUGGGACGAUGUGUUCGAUAACUUAUCAUUGCGAGUGAAACCGGUGAACACAGGGUCGAUCGAGGAACGCUCUAACCCAGGAAGAAAAUGAUUUUUCAAUAAAAGAGUUCUGGUAAGUUGACGUUCGAAGAUGCUUACCUUGUACAGUUAGCCCGCUCAAGGGAGAUUAUGCGCAUGUUAAAGAUUUAGAUAAACGCGCCUGUGCAACUAGAUCAAAAACAGUAGAUUCACUCGUAGGAGGGACGGAACGUUCGUACGCGACUUUUUGAUAAUAGCUCUUUGAAGAAGCAUUUUCGAACGUAUUUAACAGGAUUUCUUUGAGAACUGAAUUUCUAUUUUGUCUCCCAAUCUAACGCCACUUUGUUUGAUCAUGUCUCGUACAUACAGAAUAAUGUGUAUAUAAUAUAUAUAUUAUAUAUGGUAUAUAGCGAUACUGACUGGUAAAAAUGUUACACGUGUUAGCGUCCUUGUUCGCGAAAGUAUGUACAAACUGCGUUACUUCUUUUAUACGAUAUGCGUAAUGCGUGAUGUCGUCGCAAGACCACGCGAUAGAGAUAGGAUAGGUAAAUAAGUUAUGUCUCUGGCACAUGUAACACCCAGAUCGACGAGCAGUCGUUGCCGGAGCAAUCAAAUUUAAUUAAUUAAUUAAUUAAUUAGCUAGACACUUUAAUGACAGUAACGAUCAAGUUGUUACUUUUCUCGCGACGAUUUUCGUUUAAUCGCGAGAAAAUGUUUUGCCAUUUUCGCGGAGAUAGUUACGUAGAUUUUAGGAAUUGUACUUCUCUUUUGAUUACCACGAGAUUUUUUUUCUCUCUCUCUCUCUCUUUUGUUUAACCCUUAGUUAGUCGUUCAAUUCGCCUCAUGCGGCACUUUAUUAGAUUUCUUAUUAUUAAAUUAGAAAUUAGUUACUAAAUUACAGACUAAGAAUCUUAUAUCGUAUAUUGGUUUCCUAUCCAACCAAUGAGCAAAUUUUAGUAAAAAAUGGAAAAAAAGAAAAAACAAUUAUGAAUUUGUAACGAGUUGUUUUGCAUGUAUUAUACAAAUUGUCAUCACAAAUUUCAUGUGAUUAAUUAAGGGUUAAUAUAAAUUGUUUUGGUAUUACUAUCGACGAUUGAUUCUCAGCGUUAAAAGUGACAUAUUGCAUACAGAUAUUCUUCCAGAUGAUAUCUCUCUCUGGAGACUGUAAGCGCAGAUUCCGCCACGCGGAAGAAUUUCGCUCGCCGUUGCGUGACGGAAUUACGAUUGCUCAAAGAAGAAUUUUAGGUGGAACGCUCGAAAUUACCGCGCAUUACGGCUACAAUGACGACUAAGCGACGAAAGUUCUCUAUUUUUCUAACUAGGCAGAAGCACCGCACGAAUCCCGUCGAAGCCCUUUUCACUAAACGGUAAAUUGUGAGAAAAAGAGGGAACCGGUGACAAUAGCUAAAUCGAUUCGCAGUUUUUUCACACACAGUGUAAUCUAUCAUUGGCUUCGGUACUUUAUUAUAUCGAUUACGAGGGAAGUUGUAGGGACGCGGUAGACCAACCGCGACCGGCUUUUAUAAUAGCAACAUUAUGCACAGUGUACAGAGUAACCGAGGACAGGGUCAGGGAUAAUAGAGUAAGACGGGAUAAAAGCACACACGGGUGUUGCGCCAUGGGCGUUGUCGGGCAAUUUGCGGGGGCCUGUAAUGUCCUGAGCCUCCGGAGGAAGGGAGAAACCUUCGACGUCGCGUUACAUUACAUCAAGAUGCCACAAAGAUCGUUUGUUAAUAUUGUACAUAAAUUUUAUAUAAUGCACUAACACACGUCCAUAGAGCGGUAGGUAAACACGGCAGGAGCGGUUCGACGCUCACUGCUUUAUUUUAACAAUCUCGGAUCAGCCUGGUCGAGAACCUCUGAAAGAAAUCCGCGUGGAGACGCCCAUGCGCUGCAAUUAUCCCGGGUAUCAUGCGCUUAAUUGCGCGCCGCGCAAUUACAGCACACAGCUGAAGUAUAUAUAAUUCUAUUUAACUCGCGCACGCAGUGUAGCCUCAGUCGUGAACAAUGCACGAAACCGGCGACUGGUUUCACGGGACGCUCUCACGCUACCGAGCUGUAGGAAUAUAUGUAUGCAUAAUAUAUAUACCUUAAGCUAGUCAUUGACACGAUUUCCUCUCGCUGCAGGCCUUUCUUUCACGUAAUAAGGGAUACAGGCUUCGUGGCGAUCCCAGAUUCGCGGGAUUCACCGAGUCGAUCAAGCGAUUCCUUCGCUCUCCUCCAGCACACGGUUCUCGCUCCGCUCGACGAGCGACCGAUUGUUCUUUCGUUUUCCCCAUUAAAGGUCUUGCAUCGGUGAACCAUAAGAGAGCGAAUCCUCAAUUGAUCGACGCGAAGCGUUAUUUGAUUCGUCGAAUAGCAUCUAAGUGGCGCUUAACAAGGUUUUUGCCGAGCGUAUAUUAGUUUACGAAGGAAAUGCUGUGUACUGAGCAAUUGUCGAAGGUACUUGCCUAUAAUUGUUACUGAAUGAGAUUUGUAAAAAGUAAUUGUAGUUUAUACAAUUAGGGAAUAGGUCAGCACAACUACCACCGAACUACGUCUAUAUUAGUUUUCCGUUUCUACUUCCGUAGGAAUUGUACCGCGAGGAAAAGAAAAUUGUAAUAUUUCUACAAAGAGAGGCCUGGAGAAUGUGUUUUUGUAGGGCGCAGUUAUUUUACACAGGUUUGACCGCGAUCGCUGCCAUUCGAUGAAAAACGGGAAAGCGCUUUGUGUUGCCGCGACUGCGCGAGAUGCAACGAGAAACAUAAUAGAACAUUUGUUUGCGCUUGUGGAAAGCUACUUACGGAAUUUCGCGGAUACGAAACGCGAGGUUCUCUCAUCGAAAACGAGCUUAUGUGUACCCGUAUGUUUGUUGUUAACGAAAGAAGUGCCGCUUAAAUAUUUAAUACAAUACGUGUAAAUGCUGUUUAGUCUGUAACAAUGUUAAAACCGUAUUGACAUAUUGAGAAAAAUUAUAAAUGGAAAUUAAGUUGGUAGAUAGCAAACUGCGAAUUUAUAUUACAUAAAUGUAGACGUUGUUUUAGUCGCGCUUCUUUACAAUUUUUUUUUACGUAUCUAGAUUGCGAUAAUUGUACAUUUAAAUGUCGCUAAGAAUUGUAAAACUAUUUCGAGCUCAAUUUCACCAAUAAUUGCAUUUCGUUUACUUACGAGUAAAACGUACGGAUUGUUCAUGAUUGUAUCAUAUAGUGCAUCAUUAAAAUCAUGUUGGUUUAACGAUUAAGCGAAUUGUAAGAAGCGCAGCUAAAACGAGAAUUGAAUUUUCGAGGUCCAUGUUCUAAGCGAGACACACGGAUAUUUUGAAACGCGCACGUAUAUAUUUCGUGUAAGAAUUUUAAUACGCAUAAAUUGUAUACAAUUUUCAAGCAAAGGUAUUCUUGAAACAAUUUUUUAAUCAUGAAUCUAAUUUGUACGAUGUUAAUAAUAUCGCUCGAUCGAGGAAACGAAACAGUAAACGCACACGUCCAUUAAUGUCCGCUCACGUCAAGAUAACAAAGUAUUUUUUGCGAGGAGAACGAAUUCGAACGAGAGCUUGUAGCUUUGAUUUGAUGAACAAUUUAUAUAGAUUAUACAUUUCUACUUCAUUAGGUUUUACAUAUCCGCAUUGUACAUAUAUACAUAUACAUGAAUAUACCAUGCAUCUACAUACAUAUCUAUUAUUAUCUAUUUUUGUUACACGUAUUUAUAAAUGAAAAGAGGAUACUUUAUUGCACAGCGAACGUAGUGUAUAGGAGCGACAUUUUAGCGCGAAUUUAAGAAUCACGCAGAGACUGCGUCGACUUAUGAUACGUGAGCUCUAGAUCUAUUCUCUAUCGUUAAACAAUUGUAUCUGAUUCGCCUUAUAUACGAAAUCGAAAACGUAUAAUCGAGAAUGCAUAUAUUCGUGUUUUCUUUUCCCAUUUUUUUUUUUUAUCUAAUCAAACGAUCUUUAUAUAAUUUAGUUGAAUAAUACAUAGAGUCCGGUAAAGAUAACGCAAUGUUUGCGUUAUGAUUUCACUGCUAUUCGUAGGGUAGCGAAGAGACCCAGGAGGGAGGAAAAAGCAGCAGGGUAGUAAUAAUCGGUGUGAUGCAUUGAACAUGACAAAAUUAGGUAAAAUUAUCGGAGCGAACGGGCCCGGGAACGGAGAAUGGAUGUUGCCGAUUGGGUUUCCUCUUCCCGUUUUAAAAAUUUGAUGCCAUCCACGAACGUCCACAUGUUCAUGCACAGCUUGUAACGCAGUGAUAAAUUUUUACGGUUGUUGUUAUAUAGAGAGAUCGCUGCGGAUACAAUCUCAUGUGCAAUGAUUUAUUGGAAUUGAUCAAUUUGUGUACAUAAUAUAUAGGACGCGAGUUUACGUGUAUAAUUACGCGCGUACAGAAAUACACACGGUACAACACAGACAUUACGCUGCAAUAUUAUGUAGGAGGAUAUUACAUGUAUGCAUAUGUGUAUAUACACACAUGUAUAUGCAUAGGCACAAUUAUAUAUUAGGUAUAUGCCGAAAAGUUCCGUCCGUUUUUUAAGUAAAAGGAAAUAAUCAUUUUUUAUAAUUUUUUACAGUGCAUCUCGGUGCAUUUUAUCAAAGGUAAGUGCUACAGGUAAAACGAAUGGGGCGUAAUCUGCGUUACAAAAACUUUCAACUUGCUUAAAAUAAAUGUGCGCUGAACGGAGAGAACUUUUCGGCAUGCCUGAUACAUCUGUAUCUUUACAAUUUUUUAUACCCGAGCUCUCCCUUAUCUCUUCAGUAUUUGAUUUUAUAAUAAAAUGCUUUGUUGUGAAAUCAGUUUGUCAGAUUAUUAAUGCAACUUUUACUUGCAUUGUUGCCAUUAGUUUACGAAUUAUUAAUUCCAUGAAAGUCGCUGUCUCAUUGAUACAUUUGCAUACAGGAUAAACACACACACACACACACACAUACGUGCUACUCCGGUACAAUUAAUAGCUCCGUUAAUUAUAUAUCGACGCUAAAUCGAUACUUAUCCUCGAGGAAGACCUUGUACAGAGUAUUGUAAAAUAUAUUUUUAACGCUUUUCUCCUCUCUCUUUCCUGGUUUUAUUAUUUAUGUCGCGCGAAAUGACCGCUUUUGUCGCGACUGUAUAUAGAUCGCCUUCUGCUGUUGUACCAUUGUGUAAUGCCAUGCCGUCAAAGCCUUGCCAUUCGUUUGCAGAGCCCAAAGCUGCUAUCUUUUCUUCAAUACUCACGCACGGUUCGCGCUGAAUGUGAACGAUUCUUCUGUAAUUUUAGCAAAGCUGUCGAUAAAGCGCUGAAGAAUCAUUAGUUUAUAAUCUCAUUAAACUGAAAUAUAUAACAUUUGUAUU
This is a messenger RNA of Ooceraea biroi (clonal raider ant), 11033 nucleotides long. It is a transcript of the gene dome, whose product is annotated as cytokine receptor domeless. Gene Ontology annotation, molecular function: protein binding. Lineage: Eukaryota; Metazoa; Arthropoda; Insecta; Hymenoptera; Formicidae. The record is from RefSeq and is a predicted model, not a curated record.